UUUAGUGGUGUCUGUCUUGACAUUGGACAUUCGAAAUCAACAACAUUUACACGAAUAAAAAUACGUCGAAUUUGUUAAUAUGUUUGUUAUUUUGGAGGGAGUUACGAUCUUUUGACUUGACCCUGUGAGGAUUUUUAAAGACUUCGAGGGUGAUCUAGCAGCUGCCUGCGAUCCCUGCGAUGAAGAAAUCAAUAACCUUCGGUAAAAUCGGUUCAUCCCUGCCGACACCUGGAGCCCCAGCCCCCUCUCUACCAGUGGCCACUUCAGGCUUCGGUAAAUUCGGCAAAAAACCCCCGGAAAAAACGGCAACGGAAAUCGACGAGAUUCGUCCCGAGGACGAUGAGGAGUCCGACAGUCUCCGUAAAAUAAUGGGCAUGACGGGAUUCGGUAAAAAGGCGAAAGCCUUCGACGUCCAAGAGAUGAUGGAGAACAUUAAAAAAACGAUGAGGGCCUCCCAGCCGGAGAAAUCAGCUGACUCAUCGGAAAAAUCUCUCACACCCGAUGCCGACUCCUCCUCAUCCGAAGACGAAGUAAUCGGACCCCUGCCCCCCGCCCCCUCGACAGCCACCAAAGACUCGGAAAAUUCCGAUUCAAAAUCAUUGAUCAAUCAUAAAGAUUCAAAGACAAAAAUUUCCAAAGACUCCAAAGACUCCAGCGACUCCGAGGAUUCGGAUAGCUCAGACACCGAGGAGUUGAGCCCCAUGGAAAAAAUCCCGUGCAGUCACGAGGUCUCAAUGAACCACGGGACAAAAGCGAUAACAGCAGUGGCAGCAGAUCCAGCAGGUGCUCGUCUUGCCUCAGGAUCAGUGGACUACGACGUAAGUUUCUGGGAUUUUGCAGGAAUGGACUCAUCCCUGAGGAGUUUUCGCACCCUCCAACCCUGCGAAAAUCAUCCCAUCAAGUGCCUCCAGUACUCCAUGACUGGAGACGUUAUCCUUGUGAUAUCAGGCUCGGCGCAGGCUAAAGUCCUGGACCGUGACGGUUUCGAGAAGUGCGAGACGGUCAAGGGUGAUCAGUACAUCACUGACAUGGCGAGAACAAAGGGCCACACAGCGGGUUUAAAUGCUGGUGCAUGGCAUCCAUUCGUCAAGGAGGAGUACAUCACUUGCUCUCAGGACAGCACCUGCAGGCUAUGGAUACUGUACAGACCGAAGAGGCACAAGCAGCUGAUAAAGUGUCGAGCACAGAAUGGAGUAAAAACGAUACCCACAACUUGUGGCUACAGCAGAGAAGGAAAUGUUGUGGCCUGUGGCUGUAUUGAUGGCAGUAUCCAGAUGUGGGAUCACCGCAAGAACUUUGUCAACCCGUCGUUGAUCCUGCGGGAGGCGCAUCAGAAUGGAGCUGGAAUCUCCAGCUUGAGCUUUUCGUAUAUUGGGGAUUUGCUUACCACCAGGUCCUGCGAUGAUACUCUCAAGCUGUGGGACCUCAGGAGCUUUAAGAAACCUGUCUUCGUGGCUGACGAUUUGUUCUCCAGAUACGACACGACUGACUGCAUGUUCAGUCCUGACGACUCCAUGAUCAUCACUGGGGAGUCAUUGAAGAAGGGCCAGACUCAUGGAAGAAUUCUGUUUUACGACAAGAACAGUUUUGAAUUGGUGAACGAAAUUCGGGUUACGAAUUCUCACGUGAUUAAGACACUGUGGCAUCCAAAAUUGAAUCAGAUUUUCGUGGGCUGUGGGAAUGGGGUUGUCAAGGCGUAUUACGACUCGAAGAGGAGUCUCAGAGGUGCCAAGUUGUGUGUCGUCAAGACCCAUCACAAACAGAAUCACAUGGAGAUGAUGUCGACACAGCAGAUUAUCACACCACAUGCUUUGCCACUGUUCAGACAGGACAGGCCCAAGUCCGUGAGGAAGCAGAUGGAGAAGGAUAGGCUUGAUCCUGUUAAAUCCAGAAGACCGGAUCUACCCAUCACCUCGGGACAGGGGGGCAGGGUUGUGUCUUCUGGGGGCACUCUCAGCUCGUAUGUCAUCAGGAAUCUGGGGCUCAGUAAAAGGAUUGAGGAUGAUCAGGAUCCCAGGGAGGCUAUUCUCAAGUUCGCCAAGGAGGCUGAGGAAAAUCCUUACUGGAUUGCUCCGGCUUACAAGAAAACCCAGCCAACUACCAUUUUUCAGAGCGAUGAAACCGACAGUGGACCCUCCAGCAAGAAACCUAAACUGUAGGGGUUCUCUCUUAGAUUUGGCGAUGUUUUAGGGAAUUUUAUGCGAAAUUCCUUUACACAAUUUAAAACUUUUUAAUUUUGUAAUAUUUAAAAAAAAACUUGAGUCUUAAGUUGAACUUUUCCAUGAGAAAUGAUGGAAAUGAGAAUUUGAAAUUAAAUAGAAAGUUACGGGAA
Fopius arisanus is the source of this 2332-nucleotide messenger RNA. RefSeq names its product gastrulation defective protein 1 homolog. The record is from RefSeq and is a predicted model, not a curated record. Gene Ontology annotation, molecular function: protein binding. Bases 180 to 2159 code for a protein of 659 amino acids. Gene Ontology annotation, cellular component: nucleus; site of double-strand break. NCBI's taxonomy places the organism in Eukaryota, Metazoa, Arthropoda, Insecta, Hymenoptera, Braconidae. The transcript has 3 exons.